Anopheles moucheti is the source of this 1398-nucleotide messenger RNA. RefSeq lists its product as uncharacterized. Lineage: Eukaryota; Metazoa; Arthropoda; Insecta; Diptera; Culicidae. The transcript is spliced from 2 exons. The record is from RefSeq and is a predicted model, not a curated record. Bases 22 to 1398 code for a protein of 458 amino acids.
CACCUUUUGGACGACACAAACAUGGAAAAUUCUUGUACACAAAAUAAAGCAACCUGUUAUGAGCUUUUCCCUCUGGAACUACCCACACUGGACACAGCUCCAUCACUCGAGGCAGAACUACGGAAAGGUACGAAGGAGCGGCUGGCUAGCAGAAAAUUUGUGGCACAACAAAGAAGGUCCGAAAAACGGCGUGAUGUGCCUAGUGUUUGCAAAUUAGUAUAUCCUAGUCCACCAAAGUAUCAAAAAUGUCAACACAGUGGCAAUUUCAUCCUGGAUCGUGAGGUGUUAAAUCCGUCGGAUCACAUAGCUUUUAUCGCAAGCCCUAAAGAAUUCAUACACCGAAAGAAACCUUACUACGUCAAUCAUAAGCUCUCAUCGGCAACGAAUCGUAUAAAAACGUUAGCUAGACCUGGCGCAACUCACGUGAAGACCACGCUAGAAAGAUAUUCGACACAACUUUCGCCGAAACAAAAACAACAUUUACAGAGCCUCUUGGAACCGAAACCGUUUGUUACCAUCAAGGAAUCGAUGGGGUAUGCAAAGCAGCAACAUUCUGAUGAAGCUAUGUGGCAACGGCAUAUGGCUAAACAGGAGCGAAAGUUACUUCACAAGAUCCACCAUUGGGAAAUUGAGCUUCUCAGGAUUGUAAUGGAUAGACUAUCCAAACAGCUAAGAGAUUACUAUCUAACUCCCAGCGAACCAUCGUUAACAGAAGAGGCAGUACGAAUUUCACGAGAAAUUCUACGCUAUAUUUGUCGCUUUUUAGACAUAACGAUUCCUCGCGUCGACGAACAAGAAAACGUAAAAGAUAAUGAUGUUAUCAACGACUUCUACGUAGAAUUGUCCAAGAAAAUUGGAUACUGGGUAUGGAAAAUGAUGGAGCAAACCGGAAUAACGUUUGAUAAGCAAAAAUCUUUUUCGUACGUAAGAAAAUCGGAAUCUUUCGUAUCCGUCAACUCAAGUGUCUUCCAACUGGAUUUCCCAACGACUGGUGAUGAGGGUGCUGCGCCCAAGUUAGAACCACUAAGUAUACUUUCAUUGGAAAUUAUUUACGACUGUCUGGAUGAAGCAGUCUUUGCAGUGGAAAGGGGAAUUGGUGAAAGCCGCAAAAGUAUGUACAUAGAAAAUGAGGAAACGUCCCAGCCAGUUGAAAACUUAGAAGAAUCCGAAACGGACGCUAACAACGAUAACAUUAUAGAUGAAGUUGAAGAAGAACAAGUAACGGUAAUCGAAAAUAUUCCGAAUGAAGAAACGGAUGAAAAUGAACAAGAUAACAUCCGAAGUGCAGACCAAACGAUAGAUGAAAUUGAAGAGAAUCAAGUAGCAGCGGUCGAAAAAAACCCGAAUGAAGAAACGGAUGAAAGUGGACAGAAGGAAGAGAAACCGCAACAAACGUAG